UUAAUGGUGCUUCAAGAAUUGUUGCUUUUAGCGGCAGGGUCUCAGGGGUCUCCUGACCUGUCCACGUUUAUCAGCUCCGAACCCUUUUCAGUUUCAUUUGUUGCCCGUAGUUGUUCUUAGUUGAGGUUUUGUCCCGUUCACUUCCACAUUUCUCGAAUUCUUAAGUAGGUGCCUGCGGCGCUGCCUUUGGAUAUCAGUUUACACGUAACCUUCAGUAAAUAAUCCGUCAGAGACCCACCCAUCGCCUCUCCUUCCCCCUUCGCCGGAGAAGUCUUCCCCCGCCUUCUCUCCCCGGGCGGCGCAGCCCGGAGCCCCAGCGCCCAGGUCUUCCUAACUUCAUUGCUGAAACUUGCUCUGAACUUCGUUGCUGAAACUUGCUUUUUGCCCAUCGAGAGCCAUGCUUCGAGUGAUUGUGGAAUCUGCCAGCAACAUCCCUAAAACGAAAUUUGGAAAACCGGAUCCUAUUGUUUCUGUUAUUUUUAAAGAUGAGAAAAAGAAAACGAAGAAAGUUGAUAAUGAACUCAACCCUGUUUGGAAUGAGAUUUUGGAGUUUGACUUGAGGGGUAUACCACUGGACUUUUCAUCAUCCCUUGGGAUUGUUGUGAAAGAUUUUGAGACAAUUGGACAAAAUAAAUUAAUUGGCACAGCCACUGUAGCCCUGAAGGACCUGGUUGGUGACCAGAGCAGAUCCCUGCCCUACAAACUAACCUCCCUGCUAAACGAAAGAGGACAAGAGACUGGGGCCACCAUUGACUUGGUGAUCGGCUAUGAUCCGCCUUCAGCUCCACAUCCAAACGACCCCAGUGGGACCAGCGUGCCAGGCAUGGGAGGAGAAGAGGAGGAAGAUGGCGGUGACGAGGAGGAGUUGGACAAUACCAUCAAGGUCCCCGGACCCAAGGGCCCAGGAGGGAUGGCGUCGGAAGCUCACCUUGCCCGGAGGCUCACCAAAGGGAGGAGCAGCCGGCGGAUGCUGUCUAACAAGCCACAGGACUUCCAGAUCCGUGUCCGAGUGAUCGAGGGCCGGCAAUUAAGUGGCAACAACAUCAGACCUGUGGUCAAAGUCCACGUCUGUGGUCAGACACACCGAACAAGAAUCAAGCGAGGGAACAAUCCUUUUUUUGAUGAGCUGUUUUUCUACAAUGUCCACCUGACUCCUUCUGAAUUGAUGGAUGAGAUCAUCAGCAUUCGGGUUUAUAAUUCCCAUUCUUUGCGGGCAGAUUGUCUGAUGGGAGAAUUUAAGAUUGAUGUCGGAUUUGUCUAUGAUGAACCUGGUCAUGCUGUCAUGAGAAAAUGGCUUCUUCUCAAUGACCCAGAAGAUACCAGCUCGGGUGCCAAAGGUUACAUGAAAGUCAGCAUGUUCGUCCUGGGAACUGGAGAUGAGCCUCCCCCUGAGAAACGAGAUCGUGAAAAUGACAGUGAUGACGUGGAAAGUAACCUGUUACUCCCAGCUGGCAUUGCCCUCCGGUGGGUGACCUUCUUGCUGAAGAUCUACCGAGCAGAGGAUAUCCCCCAGAUGGAUGAUGCCUUCUCACAGACAGUAAAGGAAAUAUUUGGAGGCACUGCAGAUAAGAAAAACCUAGUGGAUCCUUUUGUAGAAGUUUCCUUUGCUGGAAAAAAGGUUUGCACAAAUAUAAUCGAGAAAAAUGCAAACCCUGAGUGGAACCAAGUCGUUAAUCUUCAAAUCAAGUUUCCUUCGGUGUGUGAAAAAAUAAAACUAACAAUAUAUGACUGGGACCGUCUUACCAAAAAUGAUGUCGUGGGAACAACAUAUCUGUACCUGUCUAAAAUCGCAGCCUCUGGUGGGGAAGUGGAAGAUUUCUCAUCCUCGGGAUCUGGGGCUGCAUCAUAUACAGCGAAUACAGGAGAAACAGAGGUGGGCUUUGUUCCGACAUUUGGACCUUGUUAUCUGAACCUUUAUGGAAGUCCCAGAGAAUACACGGGAUUCCCAGACCCCUACGAUGAGCUAAACACAGGAAAGGGGGAAGGAGUUGCCUACAGAGGCAGAAUCUUUGUUGAAUUAAGCACUUUGCUCGAAAAGACACCACCAGAUAAAAAGCUUGAGCCCAUUUCAAAUGAUGACCUGCUGGUUGUGGAGAAAUAUCAGCGAAGGCGGAAGUACAGCCUGUCUGCCGUGUUCCAUUCGGCCACCAUGUUGCAAGAUGUUGGUGAGGCCAUUCAGUUUGAAGUCAGCAUUGGGAACUAUGGCAACAAGUUUGACACGACCUGUAAGCCUUUGGCAUCAACCACUCAAUACAGCCGUGCUAUAUUUGAUGGGAACUACUAUUACUACCUGCCUUGGGCCCACACAAAGCCAGUUGUUACGCUGACCUCAUACUGGGAGGAUAUUAGUCAUCGCCUGGAUGCCGUGAAUACCCUCCUAGUCAUGGCAGAACGGCUGCAAUCAAACCUAGAGGCUCUAAAAUCUGGGAUACAAGGUAAAAUUCCUGCAAACCAGUUGGCAGAAGUGUGGUUGAAGCUGAUCGAUGAAAUUACAGAAGACACAAGAUACACAUUGCCUCUCACAGAAGGAAAAGCUAACGUCACAGUUCUCGAUACUCAGAUCCAAAAGUUGAGAUCCAGAGCUCUCUCCCAGAUACAUGAGGCAGCUGUUAGGAUGAGGUCUGAGGCCACAGAGGUGAAGUCCACCUUGGCGGAAAUUGAGGACUGGCUCGAUAAGUUAAUGCAGCUGACUGAAGAGCCUCAGAACAGCAUGCCUGACAUCAUCAUCUGGAUGAUCCGUGGAGAGAAGAGAUUGGCCUACGCGCGCAUUCCCGCGCAUCAGGUUUUAUACUCCACCAGCGGUGAGAACGCAUCCGGGAAAUACUGUGGGAAAACCCAAACCAUCUUUCUGAAGUAUCCGCAGGAAAAAAACAAUGGACCAAAGGUGCCGGUGGAGUUGCGUGUGAACAUCUGGCUGGGCUUAAGUGCUGUUGAGAAGAAGUUCAAUAGCUUCGCAGAAGGAACAUUCACCGUCUUUGCUGAAAUGUAUGAAAAUCAAGCUCUUAUGUUUGGAAAAUGGGGCACUUCCGGAUUAGUGGGUCGUCAUAAAUUUUCUGAUGUCACAGGAAAAAUAAAACUCAAGAGGGAAUUCUUUUUGCCUCCAAAAGGCUGGGAAUGGGAAGGAGACUGGAUCGUUGAUCCUGAAAGAAGCUUGCUGACCGAGGCAGAUGCGGGUCACACGGAGUUCACAGAUGAAGUGUAUCAGAAUGAGAGCCGCUACCCUGGGGGCGAAUGGAAGCCAGCAGAGGACACUUACACGGAUGCGAAUGGUGAUAAGGCAGCAUCACCCAGCGAGCUCACUUGCCCUCCAGGUUGGGAAUGGGAAGAUGACGCAUGGGUCUAUGACAUAAAUCGUGCAGUGGACGAGAGAGGCUGGGAGUAUGGAAUUACCAUUCCUCCUGAUAAUAAGCCCAAAUCCUGGGUUGCAGCGGAGAAAAUGUAUCAUACCCAUAGACGGCGAAGGCUGGUCCGAAAACGCAAGAAAGAUUUAGCACAAAGCACUUCAAGUACUGCAAAGGCCAUGGAGGCACUUGAAGACCGGGAGGGCUGGGAAUAUGCGUCUUUAAUUGGCUGGAAAUUUCACUGGAAACAGCGUAGUUCAGAUACCUUUCGCCGCAGACGCUGGAGGAGAAAAAUGGCUCCUUCAGAAACGCAUGGUGCAGCUGCCAUCUUUAAACUCGAAGGUGCCCUUGGUGCAGACACUACAGAGGAUGGAGAUGAAAAGAGUUCAGAAAAACAGAAGCACAGCGCCACCACCGUGUUUGGAGCAAACACUCCCAUUGUUUCCUGUAAUUUUGACAGAGUCUACAUCUACCAUCUACGCUGCUAUAUCUAUCAAGCCAGAAACCUCAUGGCUCUAGACAAGGAUAGCUUUUCAGAUCCAUAUGCUCAUGUCUCCUUCCUUCAUCGAAGCAAAACCACUGAGAUCAUCCACUCAACUCUGAAUCCCACAUGGGACCAAACCAUUAUAUUUGACGAAAUUGAAAUCUAUGGGGAACCCCAAACAGUCCUACAAAACCCCCCCAAAGUUGUCAUCGAACUUUUUGACAGUGACCAAGUGGGCAAAGAUGAAUUUUUAGGUCGAAGCCUGUGCUCUCCUCUGGUGAAACUAAACUCAGAGAUGGACAUCACGCCCAAACUUCUCUGGUACCCAGUAAUGAAUGGAGACAAGGCCUGUGGGGAUGUCCUUGUAACUGCAGAGCUGAUUCUGAGGCACAAGGAUGGCUCCAACCUUCCCAUUCUUCCCUCACAAAGGGCCCCAAAUCUGUACAUGGUCCCCCAGGGCAUCAGGCCUGUGGUCCAGCUCACUGCUAUUGAGAUUCUAGCGUGGGGCUUAAGAAAUAUGAAGAAUUACCAGAUGGCAUCUGUCACAUCCCCCAGCCUCAUUGUGGAGUGUGGAGGGGAACGGGUAGAAUCAGUGGUGAUCAAAAACCUUAAGAAGACGCCCAACUUUCCAAGUUCUGUUCUCUUCAUGAAAGUGUUCUUGCCCAAGGAGGAAUUGUACAUGCCCCCGCUGGUGAUCAAGGUCAUCGACCACCGGCAGUUUGGGCGCAAGCCCGUCGUGGGCCAGUGCACCAUCGACCGCCUGGACCGCUUUCGCUGCGACCCUUAUGCAGGAAAGGAGGACAUUGUGCCGCAGCUAAAAGCCUCCUUUUUGUCUGCCCCACCCUGCCGGGAUGUCAUUAUUGAAAUAGAAGACACCAAACCAUUACUGGCUUCAAAGUGCUUAAGCAGCAUGUCAACAGCACUCAGCAAAAUGGCUUCUCCAACGACAGUGCAUCUCACAGAAAAGGAGGAAGAAAUUGUUGACUGGUGGAGUAAAUUUUAUGCUUCCACAGGGGAACAUGAAAAAUGUGGACAAUAUAUUCAGAAAGGCUAUUCUAAACUCAAGAUAUAUGACUGUGAACUUGAGAAUGUGACGGAAUUCGAGGGCCUGACAGACUUCUCAGAUACUUUCAAGCUGUAUCGAGGCAAAUCAGAUGAGAAUGAAGAUCCUUCUGUGGUAGGAGAGUUUAAGGGCUCCUUCAGAAUCUACCCCCUGUCGGAUGACCCCAGCGUACCAGCCCCUCCCCGGCAGUUUCGGGAAUUACCUGACAGCGUCCCACAGGAAUGCACGGUUAGGAUUUACAUUGUUCGAGGCUUAGAGCUCCAGCCCCAGGACAACAAUGGCCUGUGCGACCCUUAUAUAAAGAUUACACUGGGCAAAAAAGUAAUCGAAGAUCGAGAUCACUACAUCCCCAACACACUCAACCCGGUGUUCGGCAGAAUGUAUGAACUGAGCUGCUACUUACCUCAAGAAAAAGAUCUGAAAAUUUCUGUCUAUGACUACGACACCUUUACUCGUGAUGAAAAAGUGGGAGAAACGAUUAUUGAUCUGGAAAACCGAUUCCUUUCCCGGUUUGGGUCCCACUGCGGCAUUCCUGAGCAGUACUGUGUUUCUGGAGUGAAUACCUGGCGAGAUCAGCUGAAACCAACACAGUUGCUUCAAAACGUAGCCAGAUUCAAAGGCUUCCCACCACCUGUCCUUUCUGAAGAUGGAAGUAGAAUCAGAUACGGAGGACGAGACUACAGCCUGGAUGAAUUUGAAGUCAACAAAAUCCUGCACCAGCAUCUCGGGGCUCCUGAGGAGCGCCUUGCCCUUCACAUCCUCAGGACUCAGGGGCUGGUCCCUGAACAUGUGGAAACGAGGACUUUGCACAGCACCUUCCAGCCCAACAUCUCCCAGGGAAAACUUCAGAUGUGGGUGGAUGUUUUCCCCAAGAGUUUGGGGCCACCAGGCCCUCCUUUCAACAUCACACCCCGGAAAGCCAAGAGAUACUACCUGCGUGUGAUCAUCUGGAACACCAAGGAAGUGAUCCUGGAUGAGAAAAGCAUCACAGGAGAAGACAUGAGUGACAUCUACGUCAAAGGCUGGAUUCCUGGCAAUGAAGAAAACAAACAGAAAACAGAUGUCCAUUACAGGUCCUUAGAUGGAGAAGGGAAUUUUAACUGGAGAUUUGUCUUCCCAUUUGACUACCUCCCAGCUGAACAACUCUGUAUCGUUGCUAAAAAAGAGCAUUUCUGGAGUAUUGACCAAACUGAAUUUCGGCUCCCACCUAGACUGAUCAUUCAGAUAUGGGAUAAUGACAAGUUUUCUCUGGAUGACUAUUUGGGUUUCCUGGAACUUGACUUGCAUCACACCAUCAUUCCAGCAAAAUCACCAGAGAAAUGCAAUUUGGACAUGAUCCCGGACCUCAAAGCCAUGAACCCCCUCAAAGUGAAAACUGCCUCUCUCUUUGAACAGAAGUCCAUGAAAGGAUGGUGGCCAUGCUAUGUAGAUAAAGACGGCUCCCGUGUGAUGGCUGGGAAAGUGGAGAUGACAUUGGAAGUCCUCAACGAGAAGGAGGCCGACGAGAGGCCAGCCGGGAAGGGACGGGAUGAACCCAACAUGAACCCCAAGCUGGACCCACCAAACCGACCGGAAACCUCCUUCCUCUGGUUCACCAACCCGUGUAAGACCAUGAAGUUCAUCGUGUGGCGCCGAUUUAAAUGGGUCAUCCUCGGCCUGCUGGUCCUGCUGAUCGUGCUGCUCUUCGUGGCUGUGCUCCUCUACUCCUUACCGAACUAUUUGUCGAUGAAGAUUGUGAAGCCAAAUUCAUAAUGGAAGUAAAAGCUUCUUUUCAAGAGUCAUCCAGUCAUGAGGGAGUCCUGUCUCUGUUUAUGGACCAGAACCCAAGAGUGAUUUUGUUUAUGUCUGAGACUACAUUCCAGGGGCAUGUUACACUACUUCACUGAGGCCCAUCAGUUCCCAGAGGGCCUAGGUCAAAGUCAGGCCAACAAGCAACAAUUUUAUCUUGUUAUCUUUUGAAGUAUUGCAUUUUAACCAUGUUUUUUUCAGAAUAUUUUUCAAGGUGGCUGGUUCCAUUUAAAAAUUGUCCUUUUUUAUAUAUCCUAGUUCUGUAAUUCAAUUUUUGGAAAUUGCUGAAAUCGAACUUGAAACUUUCUACAUCUUGACUUCAUAUACUUUUCUUAUCUGUAAUCAACCAAAAGGACUGUGCAUUAUAGUUAGGAGAGUUAAUUUUUAUUUAUGCCUGCAACCAUUACUCUAUUUUGUAUGCAUAAAUGUCAUGAGACUCUAUUCAAGCUCUGUGAUGAACUCAAAUAAAAACAUUUCACCUUUGACA
Messenger RNA from Sus scrofa (pig), 7163 nucleotides. It is a transcript of the gene MYOF, whose product is annotated as myoferlin. Gene Ontology annotation, molecular function: phospholipid binding. Gene Ontology annotation, cellular component: plasma membrane. The record is from RefSeq and is a predicted model, not a curated record. NCBI's taxonomy places the organism in Eukaryota, Metazoa, Chordata, Mammalia, Artiodactyla, Suidae. Gene Ontology annotation, biological process: membrane fusion; plasma membrane repair; T-tubule organization.